Molecule: messenger RNA, 8128 nt
Organism: Cydia splendana
Lineage: Eukaryota; Metazoa; Arthropoda; Insecta; Lepidoptera; Tortricidae
Product: furin-like protease 2
Exons: 14
Coding region: 409-4329 (1306 amino acids)
Biological process (GO): peptide hormone processing
Cellular component (GO): membrane; neuron projection
Molecular function (GO): serine-type endopeptidase activity
Source: RefSeq, a predicted model, not a curated record
GCUGAGUGAAGCAGUUGGCAGCUACGGACAAGUGUCAGUUCAGUUUCAUCGCUGCUGUCAAAUGUGGAUGGUGUUUAUGUUUUGUAAAACUAUUUUUGUGAUCGUUUUGCCUAGUUUUUGUUAAUUAUUAUUAUUUUUAUAACUACGCUUUACUUCGUAGUUUUUAACGGUGCAAUAAAAUUGUGAUAUUACCAUUGAAUUUCUUUGAACCAUGUCAGAUGUCAAGAGGUGAAUAAUUUUGUGUUUAGUGUUACUUGUGAGUGACGGUUUUUGAUAUUUUUUUCGGAUUGGGACCGAUAGCUGAAAAGGUGAUCAAAAGUGGGAUGCCCGUUGAAGCCUCAAGAACACAGUGCAAAGUUGUGUGAGUUGACCCUGAUGUGGUUGUGUGCGUGAGUGAUACCAAGUGUCAUGUGUCAGUCAUGGCGCGCGCUGGCGCUGCUGGCGGUGCUGGGGUGGAGCGGCGCGGUGCGCGAGAGCAUGUACCACAACCAGUUCGCGGUGCACGUGCCCGCCGGGGCGCACCACGUGAAUGACAUCGCCGCGAGGCACGGGUUCCUCAACCACGGACAGAUCGGCUCGCUCAAGGGCUACUAUCUGUUGUCACAUCACGAGGUCCGCAAGCGCUCGACAGAGCCCAGUCAUGACCACCACAAGAAAUUAAAUGAUGAACCACAGGUACACUGGGUCCAGCAGCAGCGGGAGCGGAGGCGAGUCAAGCGUGACUACUCGCCGUACGAUGGCAUCUGGCCGCGUCGCUUGCAAUCCCACGGCCGGCCUCAGCAUCCCCGCGCGCUCACCUCGGCCGCAUUCUUCCCUGACCCACUGUUCAAGGAGCAAUGGUAUUUGAACGGUGGUGCAAAAGAUGGCUUAGAUAUGAAUGUGUCACCAGCUUGGCAAAAAGGCUACACAGGCAAAGGCGUUGUAGUAUCAAUCCUAGAUGAUGGAAUACAAACAAAUCAUCCUGAUCUUGCUCAAAACUAUGAUCCUAACGCAUCCACCGACAUUAACGGCAACGACGACGAUCCCAUGCCACAAGACAACGGCGACAACAAACACGGCACGAGGUGCGCUGGAGAGGUAGCCGCCGUUGCAUACAACCAGUACUGCGGAGUAGGCAUCGCGUACAACGCCAGCAUAGGCGGCGUGAGGAUGUUGGAUGGCGUGGUCAACGAUGCAGUCGAGGCUAGGGCCCUGGGGCUCAACCCGGACCAUAUUGAUGUGUACAGCGCCUCGUGGGGACCUGAGGAUGACGGCAAGACGGUUGAUGGUCCGGGGCCGUUAGCACGGAGGGCAUUUAUUUACGGAGUCACGAGUGGUCGCAGAGGUAAAGGAUCUAUCUUCGUAUGGGCAUCAGGAAACGGUGGACGACACACGGAUUCCUGCAACUGCGAUGGUUAUACUAAUAGUAUAUUCACGCUAUCUAUCUCCAGCGCUACUCAAGGAGGGUAUAAACCCUGGUAUUUAGAAGAAUGCUCUUCGACUUUGGCUACAACGUACAGUUCAGGCACUCCAGGCCACGAUAAGAGUGUAGCCACUGUUGAUAUGGAUGGCAGGUUAAGACCUGAUCAUAUUUGUACAGUAGAACACACAGGGACUUCUGCGUCUGCUCCCCUCGCCGCCGGAAUUUGUGCUUUGGCGCUAGAAGCUAACCCAGACUUAACUUGGAGAGAUAUGCAAUAUUUAGUAGUUCUAACAUCACGCCCUCAACCUUUAGAAAGAGAAACAGGCUGGAUAGUCAAUGGUGUCAAAAGGAAAGUUAGUCACAAAUUCGGAUAUGGCCUCAUGGAUGCGUCUGAGAUGGUGAAUUUAGCAGAACAAUGGGUGUCAGUUCCUCCUCAACAUAUAUGUAAAUCUCAAGAAAUCAAUGAAGACAAAUCAAUCGAAUCCACUUUUGGCUAUACGUUAUCGGUGCAUAUGGACGUAAAUGGUUGUGGUGGUACAGUCAACGAAGUGCGAUAUCUCGAACAUGUCCAAUGUAAAAUAUCGUUAAGAUUCUUCCCUCGCGGUAAUUUGCGUAUAGUACUUAAAUCCCCUAUGGGUACUGUAUCGACUUUGCUUUUUGAAAGGCCACGUGAUGUAGUGAGCUCGAACUUUGAUGAGUGGCCGUUCCUUAGCGUUCACUUCUGGGGUGAACAAGCAGAAGGAAGAUGGACAUUGCAGAUCAUCAACGGUGGCAACAGACACGUUAACCAGGCGGGUAUACUAAAGAAAUGGCAACUUAUAUUUUAUGGAACAAAUAUAGACCCAGUGAGACUGCGUAAUAAGAGACCAUUGCCCGGAUCCCCUCCGUUAGCGUUCCCAACUGCCGCAGACGGUUACGAAGCUAUCGGGGAUUCUUUUUACAAUACUGACGCGUUUGCCAACUAUCAGAACUUUCCGACGCUAUUCGCCGCCGGCUCAGACCCGGAGAAGGCGGUAGCUCGGCUUGACGGACACAACGUCCCUUCACCGCAGGGGGAGAGUGUCCUGGCUGAUAGCAACGACAGGCGCGUCGUGCAUGACUGUGAUCCCGAAUGCGAUCCUCAAGGCUGCUAUGGCAAAGGACCUACUCAAUGCAUUGCUUGUAAGCACUAUAGAUUGGACGACGCCUGCGUUUCACGGUGUCCUCCUAGGAGCUACGCUAACCAGGGCGGAGUGUGCUGGCAGUGUCACGAAUCUUGUGAGACGUGCGUCGGACCCGGAUUGGACUCUUGUUUGACUUGUGCGCCUGCUCAUUUGCUAGUAGCAGAUUUAGCAGUUUGCUUGCAGCAAUGCCCAGAUGGCUAUUGGGAGGACAGUGACUCCUCGGUUUGUCGUCCGUGUGCUGCUCAUUGCGCGACUUGCUCCGAAAGAGCGGACUCUUGCAAUUCCUGCGAUCACCAUUUGCUACUUCACAGCGGUACAUGCUUGACUUCUUGCCCACCAUCUUACUAUGAAACCGAUGACUAUGGUUGCGCCAAGUGCCAUCCCUCUUGCGAUACUUGUACUGGUCCGGGAGAGUCACAGUGCGUUACAUGUUACGCUUCCCACUACGCAAUAAAUGGACAAUGUAACACUUCAUGCCCUUCUGGAUACUAUGCUGAUAAGAAAAGAAGGGAAUGCGUCAAAUGUCCCGUAGGUUGUUCAGCAUGCACAAACGGUUUAUGCUUGGCCUGCGAGCCCAAAUGGGAGCUCAACAAGAAGGGCAAGUGUGUGCUGCUGGGCGGCGACCAGUGCACGUCGACCGAGUUCAUCGACGAGGGACAGUGCAGACAGUGUCAUUCUGCCUGUGACACGUGUUACGGGGGUGACGAAGAGCAUUGUUUGACGUGUCCGUCACCGAACCUGUUGCAGGAUAACAACAGAUGCGUCACCGACUGCGCUCGGGGCUUCUACUCAGAGGCGGGCCGCUGCGCGCGCUGCACUCACGGCUGCUCAGCGUGUGUAUCGAGGCUCAACUGCACGGCCUGUGCUGGUGCUCUGCGGUUGCAGUCCGGGUCAUGUCGGGCCACUUGUGCUGACGGGUACUAUGCAGAUCGCGGGACAUGUACCAAAUGCUACCUCUCUUGUCGAACAUGUAUCGGGCCGCGGCGCGACCAGUGCGCCUCGUGCCCCGCAGGCUGGAGGCUUGCGGCCGGCGAGUGUCACCCUGAAUGUCCACAGGGUUUCUACCAAACCUCCGACGGCUGCCGUCGCUGCCAUCACUACUGCCGCGAGUGUGACGGCUCCGGCCCGCUCCACUGCAAGUCGUGCCCGCCUCUCUUCAUGCUCGACGGCGGGCUGUGCAUGGAGUGUCUCGGCUCGCAGUACUACGAUGCGAGCAUCGGCAUGUGUAAAGCGUGCGAUGCUAGCUGCAGGACUUGCUCCGGCCCGGGACAGUUUAGUUGCACGGGGUGCUCCAGGCCGCUGCGACUCGACAGGCUUAACAACCAAUGCGUGACGUGCUGCGCGGACCGUGGUACCGCCGCCAACACGACGGCUAUCGACUGCUGUCACUGUCACCCUGAAACAGGGGAGUGCAUAAAUUCAUCCGUGGCGGGCAAACGCCGGAUCGCCGAGUACGGCGCGCUGCGCACGGAGCCCGUGCGCGCGGCACCGGGCGUCGCUGCGGUCGUCCUCGCCGUAUGCGCCGCCGCCACUGUUCUGUUCCUCACUGUGCUGCUGGUGUUACAGGCUCGCACCAAACGUGAGCCCGUCACCCGGUCCCGAGGCGUCGUAUACUCGCCCCUAGCCUGCACUGACGACGGCGAGGUCUGCGUGCUGACCACCCGAAGCGCCUGCCCCGUCAAACUCGAGCACACGCUCGAGCACCAACUCGAGCACCACGAGUCCGAGCUCGAGCACGAGCCCCUGCUCGAGCAACGCACGUAGCGCGCUGUGAUCAUAGCAGUAAGUUGGGGUAUUUCCCACUAGUUCUCUCUCCGUAUUGUGUCGUUCUCGGUGCCCUUUAGCGUGUAUUGUCACUUGUAUUUUGCGCGCGGCCCGCGCAUUUACCUAUGAAACGGGCCACUUUUUGGUGCCUAUUGACCAAAUGGUACGUAAUUAUUGUCCGAAUAUGUACCGUAUCCCUUAAGAAUUUAGGUUUAUGGAACGAAGGGGAAGUACCCGUUUGUACACGUGGAUUACUAGUGAAUCCGACGUGGAACAAAAAGCGGGAGAGCCCGAUAGUGUAAGUCACAACGUUAGUAAUACGAAUUUGAAUUUGGAUUUUUAUGUAUUGUUGAUAUUUUAGUGCCUAUCGUGUUUUAGAGAAUUGUAUGUGUGGAAUUUGAGGUAUUUCAGACUAGCGUUUUUCUCUAUUACCUAAAAUCGUUUCGCGUUAUAUGCGCUUAUUACCUACACCGUGUUCACUGGAAGAGAUGCUAGCUUCUAAAACAUAAACGCAAGUCAUACGCGUGUAUAGAAAAUAGUUUAUAACCGCAGAAAAAAUGAUAGUCUGAAAACGCUCUAUGCCCCCGAAAGCGCGCUGUUAAACUGUUUUUAAAAUAUCAGAUUGGUUUACAAAUAACGAAUGCAUAAUUAUAUCCCCAAAAAGUUCACGACCGGUACUUGAGUGCCCAAUUAGUGUAUAUAUAUAAUUAUAGCUAGCUAGAUAUGAAUUGUAAUUGAACAAAAUUAAAAUGUGGAGGUCAACGCCCUCUGUUAUACCAACAUCGGUAUUGUGAUAUGGAGUAUCUACCUGUAAUAUUGAUUAGCCUAAUGUUUGCUGUUGCCUUGUUUGUGUAUACCUAAUACAAGUUUCUCGUGCCUAUCGUGUGUACUCUGUUUUAAACUUUACGUUAAGCAUGUUUCCUUGAAGUGUUUAUGUUCCAUCGUUCUAUGCUUACACUUCGUAUAUAAAUACGAAGUCGGGAGUCUACUUAAUCAAGUUAAAUUAUUAUAUCUUCACAUGAUUGUUACCUGAGAUUUUCACCUGCAAAAUUUUACGUAGGUUUUAGAAGUGGUUAAAACUAUGUAGAACUACUUCUAAGACAUUUUAGCAUUGUUUAAGUAAAUAACCCUUUAUGUUCUUUUGCAACUAAGUGCAUACGUCUUGCCUGGAAUUAUCUUUCUGCAUCCAAUGUAUAUUAAUUUACCAAUCGUAAUGUAACAUUGUCAAACUUGAAUACAAUGUUAAUAAGUAACACAGCGUCAAGUCAAGAGUAACCUACAUUUGAAACUGAUAGAGAAACUUGGUCUGGUAGCCAACUACGACUAAGUUUAGUUAGUCACUUUCAAUGUUAUAUCUCUUUGACCUCGCUUUCAAAUUUAGUAGAUACUGGCGCUACAGUUUCAGUGAGUGAUAUAACUGAUAUAUUAUCUUAUGGUAAUUGGCAGCAGCAAACAAGUCGGGCGAACUAAGCCAUAGUCGAUGCCAGAUGAUUCGUCAGACGUAAGACGACUCGAACUCAUUUGUAUACGUCACAAUCGCAUCUUUUCUCAAAUGCCUAAGCUUAAUCACACACAACUGAACUACGAAAUGCAUGGAUUCUCAAACGAACAGUUGAACACGAGUAGUACAUAUGGUGUCGUAUCGCCUACAACGAACGCUACAUCUGAUACCAAGAAUCAUUGUUCAAAGUUCAACUGCGCAUGUCUGUUAUAGUUCCGUUGUCUGUGGCUUAAUAUACUUUUUAUGUAGUACGUAGGACACAAAGUUACCAUAGUUAUUACUUUAAUGAAUUGUACAAUUUAUCCCGUCAGCCCCGUAUGAAGUUUAUUAGGAAAAAAUAUAUUUCGCUUCCGUAACUUGUUUUCUCUUAGUUGUGAAGUAUAGUUUUAGUAUAGUUAGUAAAAUUAUAACCGCUUAUUUCAUAAUGCCAUGCUGUGUGGACAUUUUAGCAUUGAUUUUGCAUUAGGACCUUAAUCCACUUACUGGUGGUGGCGCCAACGACCGCAGUGGGUGGUUGCAGGCGUUAUGAUGCCAAGCACCCGUGGUAAAAUGCGAUUUUAAAAUAUUCAUGAUAACUUUUGAAACUUCAGAUUGAUUUCGGAACAUUAUAUUUUAUUGAGACCAUGAAAUCGUACAAUUUUGCAGUUUAUUAUAUUUUAUAUAUUUUGCUCUGGGCGAAAAUGGACAGAUAUACCUACACUAAAGUCAGUUUAGGUAGGUGAAACACAGUUAAUUUUAAAUGUGAUAAGGAAUAACAAAAUCACACAAUCCUUAUAGUAUUCCACUUAUCUCGGUGUUUCGCUAACAUAAUAUAGGUAAUUUAACUUCGAAUUUUUCUAACUUGUUUCUUCGACCUAUUUUUAAAAGAGUAAGGUCACAAAAUAUUAUUAAAUGAUAUGGAUUAUGUAUAGUUUAUCAAGACAACUAAACAUAUUUGAAAUCCAAGCAGUGUUUACAUUAUAGACAUUAUAGUAAUACUAUGUUUUCUUAACUCUUGAACCAAAUUUUACUCCCUUACUUUACGAAACCAUUCUUAUUUGGCGACUAAUUGGCGUAUGUAGGAUGGUUGUAUUAGAUAUGGGGAAUGUAUAUGAUAUGGGAUCCUAAUAUUUUUAUUUCAUUUAUAAUGCGAUGAGCGGUAAAAUCGUAAAGUCUUUAGUCAUAUGUAUGAGAAAGGUAAACUAAAUUUAAUUCAUAAUGAAAUUCUGUAAGAUUUUUAUUCGAGUUCAAAGAGUUAAGAACUUACUUGCUUAUUGUAAACGCCCCUAGAUACGUGUACGAUUUAUAAAAAUACUAUCCAAUGUCUGUGGUAUUAUAAUUCUAACCGUCGCGGGGGCUUUUUGAAUCCAUGACAUUUGUUUAAAAGCCGACUAUUGUAUGGUGAUUGUAUGUUUCGUCUAUAACGUUGCCUUUAGCGGAUGCUUUUCUUAAAUUCGAAUAGCUUCACGCGACGAUUCUGAUUGAUUUGUACAUGUUGUCAUAUUAAGUUUGGAUUUAUUAUCGAAAAACAUGUCAAAACAGGCAAUUGUAAUUCAGCCACAGUAUGCGGACAAUCAAAGAUGCAACGUUACCACUCCCAUUUACCGACAUGUGUAUUAACUGUAAUAAUUGUUAAACUAUUGAUUAAAUGUGAUUACAAAUGACAAUUUACUAUUGUUAAGGAUUUAUCACACUGUAAUACAUUUUGCUGUGUCAACGACUUUUGGGCUUCGGUAUGAUUGAUCACUUAGUCACAAAACCAUUUAUAUUACUACAGUCCGCCACUUGUUGAAGUGUCUUUAAGAUUUUAUAAAUAUUUUACCUGAGUUGUGUGUCGAUAGAUGGCGUUGUCUCUAAAACAGACGGGCGUCAAUCCAUUAAAUUAAAAUCGAGAGACGCUUCAACAACUCACGUUCUGUAAGUAAUUUGACUCUCUCUAUUUUUCAAUUUUAUUUGUCAGUUUUGUAAUUAUGAAUUAGGUAUACAUUUGAAAAUAAUAUAAUUAUAUUUGUCUUGGCGAAAUUGUAUCAAUUUGUUUUUAGUAGAAUUAAUUUUAAGUAGGUACUUGAAUUAUUAAUCAUUUGAUCUUGACAUCUGACUCAAAACAGAGUUUAUUGAAUAUUAGUGCCUACGAAAAUUUAUAGUAAGAUGAUUUUACGUUAGUCAAAACUGUAUUACAUAUUUGUCCGAUAAAACAUGGUAUUUAUUACAGUUUUACAGUUUCAUUUUAAUGGGAAUAUUUUUAAUUAAAACUAUAUUUUUGUAUGAAAAGAUCUUAUGUGCAAUUAUAAAUAUUUGUAAUAAAAAAGUAUGCGUCAA